Molecule: messenger RNA, 1287 nt
Organism: Oikopleura dioica
Lineage: Eukaryota; Metazoa; Chordata; Appendicularia; Copelata; Oikopleuridae
Source: the annotation of a GenBank genome assembly
AUGAUCUUGCAAACCCUCUUUCUGAUUUUUUCUUCGACCGUCAACUCUCAGCAGUUCUACCAACAGGCUCCUGGAACCGUCGUCAUGAGACCACAACAAGUUGCUCAAGCAAUGCGUCCACGAAAUCGAAUUCAUGCUUCUCGCCAAUUGAACCUCAUGCUUCAACGUCAACGGCAACAAUUGAACACCCAACAGCACAUGUUGAGCCUCAACAAUCUUCUGCAGCGACAACAGAAGCUUAUCCAGCAACAACAACGGCUCAUUCGACAACAAAAUAUGCAGAAAAUGCCAAUCAUGAUGCCAAGACCUCAAAGAAUGAUCAUCAUGCAGGAAUUGACUACUAAGCCGACUACGACAACAACCACUACCACCACAACUACUACCACUACGACCACAACUUCAACCACUACAACCACAACAGAAGACGUACAGUACGUCGACUAUCCAGUCUACAUUGAUGUUCCUGUUUAUGUCGAAACCGUGAUCGACCAUGAAAACCAGAAAGUUUACACUUACCAGAUCAAUGACGACGAAUCAAGAACUUUGAUCCGAGUUGAUCCUCGAGACAAUAUUGUUUUCAAGGGAACAACUACUUCCAAACCAGAAACUACCACAACUUCGACUACUACGACCACUUCAACGACCACUUCAACGACAACUUCUACCACAUCUACAACUCAAGAGGUAAUCUACGAGGACUACCCCGUCUAUGUCGACGUCACCGUCUGGGUCGAUACCGAACUCAAUGAAACCACCAACGAAAUCUACACAUACAAAUACAAUGAAGACGGCUCACGAACUCUCUUGCGCGUCGAUCCUGCCGAGAACGUUGAAUUUAUUUCCGAGAGCGCAACUGAUGCUGCUCCAACCACAACCACCACGACUACUACAACAGAAAGUGUUGAGCCUGAAAUCAUCUACGAAGACUACCCCGUUUACAUCGACUUGCCAGUUUACAUUGAAACUGAUUACGACCCCGAAAGUGGAACAGUUCUUACUUUCCAAAUCAACGAAGAUGGUUCCCGAACCUUCCUUAGAUCUGACAACGCCAAGGACGUGCUCUUCGAGUAUGCGACUUCCGACGAGUCCAAAAUUGAGCAGUCAGCAAACGAGGUGCAGAACGUUGUCUAUGAGGAUUAUCCAGUCUAUGUCGACGUUCCAGUCUACGUCACAAGUGAACUCGAUGAGGAAACAAACGAGCUGACUACCUUCCGAGUCAAUCAAGACGGAACUCGAAAUGUUGUGCGAGUUGACGAUGCCGAUCGGCUCCUGUUUUCCGAGUAUUAA